AUGUUAAUGCUGUUAAUUACUGUGGGCGGCAACCUGCUGGUGGUGUGUGCGGUGGCGAGGUCGCCCACGCUGCGGCUGCCGACUCACGCGCUCGUUGCUAACCUGGCGGUGGCGGACCUCCUGCUGGGUACCGCGGUGCUGCCGCUGUCGGCCGCCAGGGAGCUCUGGGGUGCCUGGCCGCUGGGCGCCGCGCUCUGCACCACGUGGACCGCCCUGGACGUCCUCUGCUGCACCGCCUCCAUACUCUCACUCUGCGCCAUCUCGGUGGACCGGUACGUGGGCGUGUCGCGGCCGCUGUCGUACGGCCGCAUCCUGACGCGGCGGCGCGUGCGCGCGCUGAUCGCCGCCACGUGGCUGCUGGCGCUGGCCAUCAGCGUGGCGCAGCCGCUGGGCUGGCGCGACGGCGACGCCUCCGGCGGCAGCGGCGAGUGCCACGUCAACAAGCAGCUGGGCUACGUCAUCUUCUCGGCGGCCGGCUCCUUCUACCUGCCCGCGCUCGUCAUCCUGGCGCUGUACGCGCUCGUGUACCGCGCCGCCGCGCGCCACGAGGCCUUCCUGCAGGCGGGCCAGCGCACCACCCGCUCCGCCGUGACGCUGCGCGUCCACAUGGGCGCGCCCGGCUCCCGCAGGGGCACCCUCGCCGCCCACGACGCCGCCGACGGCAAGUUAUUUGGAGAAUUGAAAACUGGAUAUCCCUUUAGUUCAUAA
Messenger RNA from Schistocerca gregaria, 708 nucleotides. Its product is annotated as alpha-1A adrenergic receptor-like. The transcript has 4 exons. Gene Ontology annotation, cellular component: membrane. The record is from RefSeq and is a predicted model, not a curated record. Bases 1 to 708 code for a protein of 235 amino acids. Lineage: Eukaryota; Metazoa; Arthropoda; Insecta; Orthoptera; Acrididae. Gene Ontology annotation, biological process: adenylate cyclase-activating adrenergic receptor signaling pathway; positive regulation of cytosolic calcium ion concentration; cell-cell signaling. Gene Ontology annotation, molecular function: alpha1-adrenergic receptor activity.